UCUCUGUGGGAAAUAAAGUGUGUGUGUGUGUGUGUUAUCAAGGAUUUGGCGCGACAGAGGCAAGCUUGUGUCAACUAUUUCCUUGCCUCACAAUGUCCAUUUAUCGCCAAGAGGAGAGAGAAAUAAACGACGGUCAAUUCAGAGCAAAAACUGAUAACGUCAAGAAUAUUUUACAGAUUCUGAAGACCAUGAACUUCAGAGACCAAGCCAAUGUUGUUCUCUCUCCUAGUGGCAUCAAAGUAACAGUGGAGAAUGUCAAGUGUGCACAAGCUAAUGCCUUCAUUGAGACUGACUUGUUCCAGGAAUAUGAAAUUGAGGAAGAAAUGGUGAUAUUCAAGCUGAACCUGACUUCAUGGAUAGAGUGCCUCAACAUAUUUGGUGGGGGCUCUGCUGGUGCUGCCUCACCCUCCCUGAAGAUGGUGUACAGAGGCCAUGGCUAUCCACUGGUGCUGGAGUUAGAAGAGGAUGGAGUGGUUACUGACUGUGAGAUAAAAACUGAAGAGCCAGAGGACACCCUAGACUUUGAUUUUUUCAGUACAGGGGUGAUGAACAAGAUCAUCAUGCGGUCAGAGUGCUUGAAGGAAGUGUUCACUGACCUGGAUGUCACAAGUGAAAUGAUGGAGAUCCUCAUGUCUCCCGAUGCACCGUACUUCAGAGUCUCCACCUUUGGCAACUAUGGCACCAGCCAGACAGAAAUUUCUAUGGAGAGUGAGUUGGUGGAGCACUUUGAGUGCAAGCAAACGCUGAAGCAGCGGUACAGGAUGUCCCUGAUUAAGCCCAGCAUCAAACCCCUCACUGCCGCCCUGAAGGUCUCAGUGAGAAUGGAUGCCCGGGGAUUCCUGUGUCUUCAGUUCAUGAUCAGAACAGAGAGUCAUCACAUCUGUUUCAUUGAGUACUUUUGCUGUCCUGAGGAAGAAGAUGGUGAUGACUGACAGUAGCAGCAAAUAUUUGAUUACAAGUAGCUGAUAAUCUUUUAAGGAGCCUUCAUAUAUAAUUUUCCAGAACUUUGUUUUUAACUGCUAGGAAUUACAAGUAAGUACAUCUGUACGCACUUGAGUACCAUCAACAAAUAAAAUGUCUCUCAUCAUUUA
Molecule: messenger RNA, 1091 nt
Organism: Portunus trituberculatus (swimming crab)
Lineage: Eukaryota; Metazoa; Arthropoda; Malacostraca; Decapoda; Portunidae
Gene: Rad1
Product: cell cycle checkpoint protein RAD1-like
Exons: 7
Coding region: 93-932 (279 amino acids)
Biological process (GO): DNA repair; DNA damage checkpoint signaling
Cellular component (GO): checkpoint clamp complex; nucleus
Molecular function (GO): 3'-5' exonuclease activity
Source: RefSeq, a predicted model, not a curated record